CGCCAUGCCGGAGGACAGGACCUGGGAGGCGUACAAGGUGCCCCCGACCCGCACCCCCGUCUCCGAGAGGACCACGUCGGUGCCCAACCCGGUCUCUUUUAUCCAGACCGUCUUCAACUAUGUCAUCGACGCGCCCGUCACCUUCGUCCGAGAGUGGAUCGAGCGCCAGCAGGCCAAGAACAAGUUGUACUAUUACCACCAGAAGUUUCGCCGUGUGCCUGACCUGAGCGAGUGUCUGGAGGAUGACUACCUCUGCUUCUUCGAGGCUGAAGCACAGUGGAAGAGGGACAGGAUGGUUGAUCAGGAAAUCGUGGAGAUAAUUCGGGAAAGAAUGGGCGCAUGCAAUCAGAGAGAAGGACCCAACCGGUUACAGAACUGCGCUAAGGAGGCAGAGCAGCUGUUGCAGGUCACCAAGGCCUACCAGGACAAAUAUGGUGAUCUUGGUGUCCAUGGAAAUGCAAGAACAUGCCUGAUGAAGCAGAAGCACAGGAUGAUGGAGGAGAGGAAGGCACAAGCAGAUGCGUCUCAGGAGACCUAAAUGGUUAGUCCCUCCCUCUGUGGUGCUUGUAUCAAAUACUGCAUGUUGCAUCUUUGAUGCUGUUGACCUCUACAAUAAAUGUGCAGCCAGACUCUGCCAUA
Molecule: messenger RNA, 639 nt
Organism: Athene cunicularia (burrowing owl)
Lineage: Eukaryota; Metazoa; Chordata; Aves; Strigiformes; Strigidae
Gene: NDUFB10
Product: NADH:ubiquinone oxidoreductase subunit B10
Exons: 4
Coding region: 5-538 (177 amino acids)
Source: RefSeq, a predicted model, not a curated record